Molecule: messenger RNA, 852 nt
Organism: Penaeus monodon (black tiger shrimp)
Lineage: Eukaryota; Metazoa; Arthropoda; Malacostraca; Decapoda; Penaeidae
Exons: 6
Coding region: 1-852 (283 amino acids)
Cellular component (GO): extracellular matrix
Source: RefSeq, a predicted model, not a curated record
AUGUUCCUCCCUAUACAACCUCAAGGACGUGAUAAGGGAGAGGGAGGGCAGUCCCCUUAUACUGAUGCGAUUCGGCAUUAUGGUAAAGUGGUGUUCAGGCUGGUCUACAGCCAUGAAGGUAUGGGGUUCCUGUUGGUUAUCACCAGCUUAGCGAUGCCCUACGAGUUCGCUUACGGAGUGAACGUCGAGAGCACAGGAGACAUGAAGGAACACAAAGAAUCUGCGUCACCUUCAGGGAGAACCGAAGGCGAAUAUCGCUGGCUUCAGCCUAAUGACUUGUACAGAGUAACACGGUACUUCGUAGAGGGAGACGCUGGUUACCAAGCCACCCUGAGUGAGGAGCCGGGAGAGCGGCUGUCCAGCUACUACUUUAACUCCCUGGGGGAUUCCUCGUCGCGUCUAAGGCAACAGCAAACGUUCACUAGCUCGCAGGAUUCCAGAAUUCAGCCUAACUUUGGUAGUACACAGGCUACGAGGAUCCAUCCAGCCUUCGGUAAUUCACAAUCUACCAGGACACAACCUGCCUUCAGCAAUUCAGUCUUCAAGGUCCCAGUCAUCUUUCGGCUUUCAGUCUUCAAGAACACCACCGGCUGUCGAAGCACACAAUCGUCAAGGAACCGGAACCAGGGAUUUAGUACUACGCAAGGCUUCCAGAACCAACGGAAUUCUCAGACUACCGGAGAAGUGAUUGAUGGCGGUAUAAUCGACGGAGGCUUCAUUGAUGGUAGAAUUAUCAACGGAGGGAUAGUAGGAGAGAAUAAUGCAUUCAGCAGCAUCAACAGCUUCAGUCAAGGAAGAGAUCGCUCUCAGUCUGAGAAUUCCAUUGGUUCUGGAAGCCUUGCGCAGUACUAA